AUGGGGUCUACAACUUGUCGGGUAGAGGAUACCCCCAUUACCCUGAAGAUCAGCUUCGAGGGCCUCACUCGCCGCCAUAAGCUGGGCCUCCGUGAGGUUGGACCUUGCUCGUUGGAGAACAAGGUCCGCGAUUUUCUUGGGAUUCCCGCCGACGUUGACCUCGUGCUUGAAAGAUACUCCGACUCUGCCGGGGCAUACGUCACACUCGACGCCGACGACCCCCCUGUGUACAAACAACUCUACCGGGCUGCCAAGGCCAAGCAGAAGCUCAAGCUGCGAGUUACGCGUCGGGAGCAGCAGGCGGACCAGACCGCGACCGGUCUCCAGCCUGCCCACAUUGAAGAUGCCCCACCACCUUCCUCGGGUUCUUCUGAACCCAUGCAUCCGAUUUACACCAGUUCUGCUGCGUCCUUGUCAGGUACAGGUCAAUACCACGAACCCAGGCCCGAGCCCGUGAAUGAUGUGAACAAGGACUUGCCGUGUACCGACACCGGCGGCGAUUUCGAGGGCUCGCUUAUGGCAUUGAUGAAGGAGCACGUCAAGAUCCAUGACGCCAGCGUCUGUGCCGCGCGCCAGAACUUCUCUGCUCAGAUGUCGACGAUGAACGACCUCGCAUACGCCUACGGUGCCGACGCUAGCGAUGCGUGGUACUCUCCAACCGGUGGUUGCACCUCCAAAAGCGUCUCACUCGAACAACUACCUCCUCACCUCACGUAUGCUGUGUGCUGUAACAACUGUGACAAGACGGUUCCUGGCACGCACUACCACUGCGCGACUUGCGAUGACGGAGACUUCGACUUGUGCCAGAGCUGCGUCGACAGCGGCAUUGUUUGUCACGACCAGAACCACUGGCUGAUCAAGAGAACGGUCAAAGAUGGCCAGGUCAUCACAAGUACUACGGAGACUAUUGCUCCCAAGCCCAAGCCCAAGCCCGAGGUCACGCCCGAGGUCAAGCUGUCCGAGGAUCCUUUCGAGCUUAAACUUGAGAUGGCGCCACCCAAGCCACGGUGUGAUGAAGUAUCGGAACUUGCCGCCGAGCAAGAAACAUGCCUCACUAAUGAUCAUGUUAAUAUUAUUCCCUGCAACAUCCGGACCUGCAACUCGUGCAUUCAUGACUUUGAUGAGAGCGAGUUUGUGCACUGCACCACCUGUGAAGAUUACGAUCUUUGCCUCUCGUGCUUCGAGAAGGGCGACCAUGGCCACCACCCCCGACACGGCUUUGUACCUGCCGUGGAGGGCUCGGUCUUGCCUGGGCACAUCCAGGCUCGACUUGCUCCUGGCCGGAAUCAGUCACACAACGCCUUCUGCGAUGGGUGUGACGCACCUGUUUAUGGUAUUCGCCACAAGUGUCUCGAUUGCCCCGACUGGGACUAUUGCAGCGACUGCGUCGUGAGUGUCGCGGUCAAACACCCCGGCCACCGCUUCGUCCCCGUCUAUGAGCCUCUCCAGACCGUCAGGCGUCAGACGUUUGGCAGUCAGAACGUGCACUUCGGCAUCUGCUGCGACGGCCCGCUUUGUUGCAGUGUCACCAGCAUGCCCCAGUACAUCUCGGGUAUCCGCUACAAGUGCACCAUCUGCCCUGACACCGAUUUCUGUGCCAACUGUGAGGCCAGUCCCCAAAAUCACCACAACCCGUCGCAUCCGCUCCUCAAGAUCCGGACGCCGAUCCGGCAAGUCACUGUCACGACGACGGGCGAACAGGGCACUGGCGAACUGAUGCCGCAGAUGGGCGACCGCUACAAGAUGUGCUCGUGCUCUCGCGGGGCUGAUACGAGGUCGAUGGCCUCGGUGCAGACAGUCGCAGAUCUUGACCCGGUUCCUGUUCACGAGAAGUUCCUCGAGGAAGAUACCGUGACAUUGAAUGGAUAUAAAGAAUACGUCAAGAGUCUCGAAGAAGAACCCGAGCCGGUUGAGGAGAUCAAAGAGAUGCAGCUUACCGAGAAAGAUCUAUCGGCUGUCUUUGUCAGUGACACAGUUGUCGACGGCACCACGCUGCCUCCCAAUCACGUCUUCCAGCAGACUUGGGUCCUUCGGAACGACGGCGGGUUUGCCUGGCCGGAGAACUGCUGUGUCAAGUUCGUCGGCGGCGAUUACAUGGGCCACGUCGACUCGAAUCAGCCGGCGGGCAUCUCGGAGCUCGUUUCGGCUUCCGAGUCGACCAUCUGCUACCAGCCGCUCCAGCCGGGCCUAGAGUUUUCGUUCACCGUCCUCUUGCGCACUCCGGCCCGUGAAGGCAAGUUCACUUCGUUUUGGCGGCUGGCGUCGAAGGACGGGCUCAAAUUCGGCGACCGUCUCUGGUGCUAUGUCAAAGUCGAGAACCCUCCCCAGGUCAUUACGGCGACCGAAAAGGCCGAGGAGCAGCCCGAAGAGAAGAAGCUCCAGGCGGAGGUCCAGGCGGAGGUCCAGGAAGAGAAGGGCGAUGACGCACAUGCCAGCCAGAUGAUUUUUCCCAAACUAGCGAAUGAGUCCCCCAUCUCCAGCGUUCAUGAGGAGGCUAGGUCGGAAACGGCCUCUUCCCCCACUGCCACGGACGGGGUAGAGGACGAUGAAAUGAGCGAGGUCGACGAUUUUGGGGACUGCGAUGAGCCAGUGGCGUGGAACGGCUCGGAUGGUGGAUUCAUGACCGACGAGGAGUACGACAUUCUUGAUGCCUCGGAUGAGGAGUACCUCGAACAGCAGGAGAAGCGACUGCGGAAGUGA
Sodiomyces alkalinus F11 is the source of this 2700-nucleotide messenger RNA. RefSeq lists its product as hypothetical. The transcript is spliced from 3 exons. The record is from RefSeq and is a predicted model, not a curated record. Gene Ontology annotation, molecular function: zinc ion binding. Lineage: Eukaryota; Fungi; Ascomycota; Sordariomycetes; Glomerellales; Plectosphaerellaceae. Bases 1 to 2700 code for a protein of 899 amino acids.